Parus major (Great Tit) is the source of this 5696-nucleotide messenger RNA. Its product is annotated as testis-expressed protein 2-like. Gene Ontology annotation, molecular function: lipid binding. The transcript has 12 exons. Lineage: Eukaryota; Metazoa; Chordata; Aves; Passeriformes; Paridae. Bases 691 to 3429 code for a protein of 912 amino acids. Gene Ontology annotation, cellular component: endoplasmic reticulum. The record is from RefSeq and is a predicted model, not a curated record.
CCGGGGGGGGUCCCGGUACCGGGAGGGCCCCGUUCCGAACCCUCCUUCAUCCCCCGGGGACCCCCGGGCCGGCCCCAGGCCCCGCGCGGCCUCCCCAGCGAGGGGCAGCGGGGCCGGGGGAUGCGGGGGGGCGCGGGGCGGAGCGCGGAGCCGGCUCGGGGCUGCGGAUGCUCCGGUGGGAGCGGGGCGGGCUCCAGCCCGGCUCUGGGCAUCUGCAACCGGCUGCGGGACCGCGACGGAGCCUCCGGUACCGGCUCUUCACGGCCGGAACCGGCACCGCUCCGGCCCUGCUGUCCCGGCACCAGAACCCACCGGCCUCCAGCAGCGCCGGCACCGCCACUGACACCGGCACCGGCUCUUCUUCCCCGGCACAAGGCCCCCCGGCACCGGGAGUGACCCCCCCGUUAUCCUCCCCAGGCACUGGGACCACUCCGAUCCCCCGGCAUCGCUCUCCCUUCUCCAUCACCGGGACCGACCGACCCUUCCCGGCUCUCCGGGCCCCCGCCUGCCGCAGCUUUUAAAUCCCACGAGUUUGGGAGCGGUGGGAGCUGAGAGCUGGGCACGGUGGAGUGGAGCACAAGGAGCACCGAGCCUGGUGCUGGGGAGACACUGUCCCCUUGAGCUGGCAGGGACACGGAGCAGGGCAGGACCCUCCACGGACCAGCCCAGGGGUGUUCUGUGCCGUCGGCGAUGCGAGCCAUGGCAGACCAGGCUGCGGUGGCAGCAGACGCUUCUCCAGCCCUGGCACCGUCCCCGGGCUCACCUCGGCGUGGGGACACGGAGGGACCAUCGCUCCACGCCGGCGGCGCCCGGGAGGACGGGGGCGGCCGGGAUGGCUGCGGGCUCCUUCCCGCGGCGGACGGGGACACGAAGCGUCCCCCCUCGCCCCAGCCUGGGGAGAUGCUCCUGGCCGACCUCCCCCGGGCCCCCCAGCCCCGGCUCAGCCCGGCCAAGUCGCGCACGGCUCCGUCUUCUCCCAGCGUGUCCCCAUCGGAGAGCCGAGCCGCGCUGCUCCGGCUGCGCGAUGCCAGGCUGGAGGACACGAGGAGGCGGCUGUCGGAGGCCGUGCAGGAGCCCCUGAGCCGUCUGAGCCGCCUCAUGGCCGAGGACAGCAGCCCCACGGGCCGGGCCAAGGAGCCGGGGGGCAGCGGCGGGGCCGGGGGCCGCCGGGUGCGGGACUGGACGCCCUGGGAGCCCACCCUGAACUGCCGCUACGAGAUCUGCUCCUACGGGGACGUGAUCCAGGUGGUGGAGGUGGCGCAGAGAGACACCGAACCCCCGCUGCCACCUCCCGAGGAGGCUCCCCCGGCGAGGUCCGGGGGCUCCGUGCCGGGCAGAGCGCUCGCCUCCAUCGCCCUCCUCGCCUAUGGGUACCUGGUGCUGCCGCUGCCGCCCUACGCCGCCGGGCUCUGCCUGGGACUGCUCUGCGGGCUGCUCCUGGGCUUCCUCGCCAUCCUCCUCCUCGUGCCCAAGGCUCCCCCGGCCGCUCGGGGACCCUGGGGCCGCCUGCGCCCCAAGCUGCUCCCGGGGGAGCCGCGGGAACCGCCCCACCUCCAGGGCUGGAUGAACCAGCUGCACGUGUACGACCCCGAGAUUUUCCACCCAUCGCUCACGCACUCGGUGCUCGCCGUGCUGGACGGGGCCACCCUCAAGCUGUCCUACCCCAAGAGCAAUAUCCCGCGCCGAGCCACCUUCGAGGAGGAGAUCCUGGACGCCGUCUUUGUCAGCCACCGCUGCUACGACCUGACCGACGCCAAGGUUUUCCUGUGCCCCCCCAGCCUGGCCCGAAAGAGGACGUGGAACAAGAAAUAUCCCAUCUGUGUGCUCCUCCCCGAGCCGGCCGAGGGAGAGGGCAGGAGCAGGGAGGAGCACGACGCGGAGCUGCAGGGGGAUGAGGGGACCAGGAAGGUGCCGGUGUCCGGGCAGGACAUCCCAGGGGACUGCAGGGACAGGUGCCUGUACCUGUUUGGGCGGACGGGGCGGGAGAAGGAGGAGUGGUACCAGCACCUCGUGCAAGCCUCCCGUGGGACAGCCGGCAGCCACGGUGACACCAGGGCAGGCAUGGGAUCGGCUCCGCAGAGCAGCAGCGGCAGCAGCAGCAGCGCCGAGGACAUCCCAUCCACGGAUCCAGCCACGGACGUGUCGGGAAGCGCUGAGGAGAUUUACCUGGAUUACAGCACCUACAUGGCCCGAUUCGUGCCAGCACAGGCGGCUGCCAGCCCGGCCAGGAGCCCCUCUCACGGAGCUCUGGGCAGCCCCACACCCACAAAGGUGAGCGGGACAAACUCCGCACCGGGAGCGGGAUUUGAGCGCCAAGCGGAGGCUGACGGACCCCGCACGGAGCCGCCUCCAGCCCGUGGUUUGUUGGAGCAGCCAAGCCCUGGGGCAGGGGAGCACAGGACAGCAGGUCCCGCUGCUCACGGGGCCACCUCGCUGCGGGGGCUGGUGGCUGCUGUCCCCCCGCAGCUCGGCGAGGACACGGCGAGCAUGGCCUGGAUGAACGCGCUGGUGGGGCGCAUCUUCUGGGACUUCCUCCGGGAGCAGUACUGGGCAGAGCAGGUGUCCAACAAGAUCCAGAAGAAGCUGAGCAAGAUCAAGCUCCCGUAUUUCAUGAACGAGCUGACGCUGACAGAGCUGGACAUGGGCACAUCCAUCCCCUCAGUGCUCAGUGCCUCCAACCCCACCAUCAACGAGCGGGGGCUCUGGGUGGACAUGGAGGUCACCUACAGCGGCUCCUUGCAGAUGACACUGGAGACAAAGAUGAACCUCAGCAAGCUGGGGAAGGAGAGCUCUGCAGAGGAGAGUGGCCCUGCGGAGGCAGGCAGAGAGGGGGCCAGGCCACGGCUGAUCCUGCUGGCAGACAGCGAUGCCGAGUCGUCCAGCGCCGGCUCCUCUGAUGAAGAGGAUGUGACCACUGCAGAGCCCGUGGGAGCCCCGGGGGAGCGGCUCCCCCCACCUGGCACCGAGGGCCACGUCAGCGGCAACAGCACGAGCCGGAGGAUCCUGCGCUUCGUGGAUAAGAUCGCCAAGUCCAAGUACUUCCAGAGGGCCACGGAGAACGAGUUCAUCAAGAAGAAGAUGGAGGAGGUUUCCAACACGCCGCUGCUGCUGACGGUGGAGGUGCAGGAGCUGGCAGGAACCCUGGCCGUGAACAUCCCCCCGCCACCGACCGACCGUGUCUGGUACAGCUUCCGAGUGCCCCCACAGCUGGAGCUGAAGGUGCGUCCCAAGCUGGGCGAGCGGGAGGUGACAUUCCUGCACGUCACCGAGUGGAUCGAGAAGAAGCUGAAGCACGAAUUUCAGAAAAUUCUGGUGAUGCCAAACAUGGACGAUCUCAUCAUUCCCAUCAUGCGCUCUGGCCUGGAUCCUUGGCCACCCAGCACGGGACUGCCCCAGGACCCGCCAGCCAUGGGGGACAGGAGGCUCUGAAGCACCACCCCAGGGGCAGGGACACUGCCCAGAGCUCAGGGACCUCGCUGGGACACGGGGACAGCCGGGGCCUGGCCACUGACUGCACCCAGGGCUGUGCCUGGAUUCAUCCCCAUCUCUGCUUCUGCAGAUGAGCCUCCUCAGAUCCUGCAAGCACACCUUCAGGGCACAGCCAGGCUGCUGGAGAGCCAGGAAUUCCAUGGCCACGUUCCCAGGACUCCUGGUCAAGCAGGCAGCUCUGGACAGUGGAGGGCUGGGCUUCCCCACUGUCUGGUUCCCAAAGAGGGUGCAGGACACCUGGAUCACGGCACCAAAGGAGUUGGGAUCGUCACUGAUCCAAAUUUCCCAGCUCUGGGGCAUCCCCCACGCUCCCCACAGGCAGCUGGGCUGCAAGGAAAGCACAGGUGGGAAAGGAUCCCAAGUGAAUAAAUCCAUCGCUGCCCAGCCCUGCCUAGCAGCCCUCUCGUUCUACACAAAUCCCCACCUCUGGCAGGAUCUGGGGGCUCUGAGCAGGGAGAAGCACCUCCAGCUUGGCAAAAGCAGUGCUGGAGGUGUGUGGGAGAGGCACUGAGGGGACAGUGAGGGAGGACAGUGAGGAGAGGCCCUGUACUCCCAGUGGAAACUGGUGCAGAAGCUCUGGUACGUGCUCUGCUCUCUGCUGGGAGGGAGGAAGGGGAAUCUUCGUGGUGAUUUGGGUGAGUGGGGAAAAUUCACUGGGCAAAGGAAAUGGAGGGUCCAGAGGAGAGAGCAGGCUGUCCCUGUCCAUGUGGGCCAGUCCCAAAUGCCACUUUUCCCAAUCCCACCUGCUGAGGAGGCUGAAAACAGGCAAGACACCCCUCCAGAAGGAGAGAGGGAGCAGGCAUGGCUUGGAGCCCCUUUAUUGCAAGUGCCCAGUCAGGCAGCCUUGGCUCUCCAUCCUUAGAGAUCUUCCUGCACACCUGGCUUCUUCACCAAAUGUUUCUUCUGGGGGCCCUGGAAGAGAGCAGAGAGGAGAGUUUGGAUUUAGGGACACACAGACCUGGCCUCCACGGCUGUGUCUGGCCUGUGGUGACCAGAAAUCUGCUCUGGCCAGCAGCUUAAAAAUGGGGUUAUCCCGCAGCAAAUCAAUCCUAUGGGAACAGGUGGCAGGAAUUACUUAGGUCCCUCAACCUCCAGACAAAUGGGAUGUUUUAGCACAGAAUCCACGGGGCAGAAUGGCACAGAAAAGAGCUGCAGCCAGGUCAAACCUCCUCCUGUCACCGAGCUCCUUGUCACAGCAGCUCAGGGCUGGCAGUGACACAACAGGCUCCUGACACUGAGCUGAAGGAAAUCAGCUUAACCUCUAAAGAGCUCUGCAAAGGCAGUGCCUAACCAAUCCCCCUGCCAGCACUAAGGAGGCUUAGCCAGCUUCACAUGGCAUUUCUGGCUGACAGGCCAGACCCAGUUUACAUCUGCGUGGGACUCAGGCACUUGUUUCUUUCCCUUCUCCCUCUCCUGGUUUACUCAGUGCUUCCUCCACUUCAGACUCAGAUUCACACCAGCCUGGUGAAGGCUGCAAAACUAUUCAGGAAAGUGCUGUGUUUUGAUGAUUUAAUUAUAUUUUUUUUGCCCUGGAUUUAAGAAAAAUACACUGCUUGGCCUUCUUGAAAGCUUUUGAUGAAAGCACCACAAAUUUGCAUCUGAAUUUGACCCAAACUUUUUUUUCCUGUAAGAACAUUAAAGCUAUAAAUCAUUCCAAACAAACCAAAGCAGUGCACAAUUCCAAGUGAUAGGGACCAUAUGGCCAAGACAGUGCCUGCCAAGUUAACUGCUUGUUUAAAACUUCCCAUGGUGAAUGGGAACUGGUUGCCCAUAUGGUCUUUUAUUUGCUGGUUGUCUUGUUUCACUCACACACCCAUCCUGUUCUUCCUUCAUCAUUUCUGCUGUGUGAACUGAAUUCAUGGCUGCCUUUAGGCAAGAGAGUCUCAAACAUUCAUUUGGCUGUUGUAUGGAGAAACAGAUCACAGGAUCACGGAAUCACAGAACCCCAGAAUGGUUUGGGUCAGAAGGGACAUCAAACUCAUCCAGUUCCUCCUCCCUGCCCAUGGACACCUGGAAGAUGCUGGCUGGGAGUCAGUCACUUGCUGUGGCCCCACGAUGAGCUGGAAGCCUGAGGAACUCACCAUGAAAGCUCUCUUUUCCUGAGCUGUCUGGAAGCGGCCAUGGCCGAAUUUGGAAGUGGUGUCAAUGAAUUUGAGCUCGAUGGCUUCGUGGGCCCGGCGGCUCGUGUGCACCAGGAGGGACUGGGA